AUGAUCAUCCCGGGCUCCACAUUAUACGUCACUGCGCUAUGGCUGAUCAAGUCUAGCAUGGUGAUCUUCUACAAGCGCCUUGCAGAUCGCACCCGGUACCAGAUGGUGUAUAACAUCACACUUGGUUUCCUGGCUGCGACCUGGCUAGUGCUGUUUUUUGAUAUUGUCUUCAAGUGCUACCCGCCCCGGCGGCAGUGGGAUGGGCUCACAAACCCUGAGUUGGCAUGCCCCCAAGGACCGUCCACAAUCAAUUACUGGCUCACUAUACUCUUCAACAUCUUCAGUGAUGUCUUCAUCAUUUGCCUCCCCAUUGCGCAGGUUGCACGACUCAAGAUGCCCAAGAAACAAAAGUGGGGUGUCAUCUCAGUCUUCCUUCUGGGUGGUCUUGUGGUCAUCACCAGCAUCAUCCGGGCAAUCUACUCCCACCGCAACGAACAAAUGAUCACCUGCACCGUCUCCAUGGUGGAGACCGCCAUCGCCAUCAUCGCUUCUUGUCUCCCCGUUCUCCGCACCCUGGUAUUCGGCUCGCACUCUCGCACGGGAACAUAUAGCGGCCGCCGCGGCUACGAGCUCUCGCACUCUGGCGUGCAUACGGGUACCAAGUCCAGCAAGCAACUCACCACCGUCUCCGUCUCACGAAGUCAGGUCGACCGUGGCGCAGAUGACGUUUCGUUCAAUGACUCCGAGGAUGGAUUGGUGAAGGAUACCGCACCGGUUACCAAACCAGGGAUUGCCGUCAGGACUGAGUAUUUCGUGCACGAUGAUCGUGCAUAA
Molecule: messenger RNA, 774 nt
Organism: Penicillium verrucosum
Lineage: Eukaryota; Fungi; Ascomycota; Eurotiomycetes; Eurotiales; Aspergillaceae
Exons: 5
Coding region: 1-774 (257 amino acids)
Source: RefSeq, a predicted model, not a curated record